Poeciliopsis prolifica (blackstripe livebearer) is the source of this 622-nucleotide messenger RNA. RefSeq names its product microseminoprotein, prostate associated 1 (gene msmp1). The record is from RefSeq and is a predicted model, not a curated record. NCBI's taxonomy places the organism in Eukaryota, Metazoa, Chordata, Actinopteri, Cyprinodontiformes, Poeciliidae.
AUGUAUAAGCAAGGGAACAUAAGGAGACGAGGAAUCGGGAGAGAGAAGAUGAAGAUGGAGCUCGUUGUGGUUAACUGGACGGUCGCAGCCGCAGGGUUCCUUCUGCUCUGGGCCUGCGGCGCCUCUGCAGCGCCUCUUGAGUGCCACUUCAACUCCAGAGCUCUGUGUGAGUUCGAGGGGAGGCGGUACACCCUGGGGGAGACCUGGAUGGAUAACGCCUGCAUGCAGUGCACCUGUUUGCACCCUGUUGGAGUCGGUUGCUGUGAGACGGUGCAUCGACCGGUGGACUUCCCUGCCUGGUGUGAGGUGAGGGUGGAACCGGUGACCUGCAAAGUGUUUCUGGUCCAGACAGCCGACCCCCGCCUGCCCUGCACCCCGGGUGAAACGGACAGGGACCCCAGCCACGGAUCUCUCCAGCUGCAGCUCGACGGGGGGAUCCGCACAGAGACCAAUAACAGCUUGACCUGCACCUAAAUAUCAGAGAAUGCCUUUUUUGUUUUAAUGAACCGAUAUUAAACACCGUCUUUGAGUCUUGGCCUGUUUCCAAAUUAAGAAUCUGACAAAAAUUCAGAAAAGCAGCCUUUUGUGUUUAUGUAUGACAUUUCUUACUCAGUAUUCUUCU